AUGAACACCACCGAAUCACCGAACCCAAACAGAGCGUUAACGAACACCCGCUUCUCCGAUUUAGAACCUUCGAUUUCCGAACCGGUUCUCGAAACCUUAGCUCAAGCGGGGUUCGAUUAUUGCACGCCGGUUCAAGCCGCAACUAUUCCUUUACUAUGCAGCUACAAAGACGUAGCUGUCGACGCCGCCACUGGCUCCGGAAAAACUCUAGCUUUUCUUGUACCUCUCGUUGAAAUUCUUCGCCGAUCCUCUUCUCCUCCCAAACCUCACCAGAUUUUGGGAAUAAUCAUUUCUCCUACAAGGGAGUUAUCGUCACAAAUAUAUAAUGUUGCACAACCUUUUAUUGCGACCUUAUCGAAUUUUAAGUCCACGCUACUUGUUGGGGGCAUGGAUGUAAAAGCAGAUGUGAAGAGAAUAGAGGAGGAAGGAACUAAUUUAUUGAUAGGGACGCCUGGGAGGCUAUAUGAUAUAAUGGAGCGUAUGGAUGUCUUGGAUUUUAGAAACCUCGAGGUUUUGAUUCUAGAUGAGGCCGAUAGGCUCUUGGAUAUGGGAUUCCAGAAGCAGCUAACUUCCAUUAUAUCUCGCUUACCCAAGCUUCGUAGAACUGGCCUUUUCUCAGCUACUCAAACUGAGGCUGUUGAAGAGCUAUCCAAAGCUGGACUGAGGAAUCCCGUGAGGGUUGAAGUUCGAGCUGAAACAAAAUCAUCAAAUAACACAGAAUCGGCUCAACAAUUAGCACCUUACAGAACACCAUCAGGCCUUCAUCUCGAGUAUCUGGAAUGUGAAGCAGAUAAGAAACCAUCUCAGCUUGUUGAUCUCCUUACCAAGAACAAGUCUAAAAAGAUUAUUAUAUACUUCAUGACUUGUGCUUGUGUUGAUUAUUGGGGGGUUGUUCUACCACAUCUUGCUGUUUUGAAGGGAUUCUCUCUGAUAUCUCUUCAUGGGAAGAUGAAGCAGACUGCAAGAGAGAAAGCACUGGCUUCAUUUACUUCUCUCACAAGUGGCAUUCUUCUGUGCACUGAUGUUGCAGCACGUGGACUUGACAUUCCUGGUGUGGAUUGUAUAGUGCAGUAUGAUCCCCCUCAAGACCCAAAUGUCUUCGUUCAUAGAGUUGGCCGAACUGCUCGUUUGGGUAGGCAAGGAAAUGCCAUUGUUUUUCUUUUGCCAAAGGAGGAAUCUUAUGUGGAAUUUCUGCGCAUAAGAAGGGUUCCUCUUCAAGAAAGGAAAUGUGCAGAUGAUACACCUGAUGUUAUUUCUCUGAUACGAUCUGCUGCUAAAAAGGACCGUGAUGUCAUGGAAAAAGGACUGAGAGCAUUUGUUUCUUACAUCCGUGCAUACAAGGAGCACCACUGCUCUUACAUUUUCAGGUGGAAAGAACUUGAAGUUGGGAAGUUGGGCAUGGGAUAUGGCUUAUUGCAGCUCCCAUCGAUGCCAGAGGUAAAGCACAACUCUCUUUCAACCGAGGGUUUCACUCCAGUUGAUGAUGUCAAUUUAGAGGAGAUCAAGUACAAGGAUAAAUCUCGUGAGAAACAAAGGCGGAAAAAUGUGCAAGCAAAGAAAGAAGCACAGAAUCAAGAACCAAAACCCCAAAAGCCACGCAAGACCCCCAAUGCUGCACCUAGUGCCAUGAGAAAGAAAACAGCUAAACAGAGACGAGCUGCCCAAACAAUUGAGGACGAGGAAGAGUUGGCUCAGGAAUAUCGUUUACUGAAAAAACUGAAGAAGGGGAAAAUUGAUGAAAGUGAAUUUGAAAAGUUAACAGGAACUGAUGAACUGCUUUGA
Dovyalis caffra is the source of this 1782-nucleotide messenger RNA. The record is from the annotation of a GenBank genome assembly. Lineage: Eukaryota; Viridiplantae; Streptophyta; Magnoliopsida; Malpighiales; Salicaceae.